AUGAAUGACUUGAUUUCAAAUUCUUUCAAAAAAUACACUGAUUUCAAGGAAGAUGCGUACCUUGAGGAGGAUGUGGAGGCAGGGAAUAGAGAAACUGUGAAUCUUGACAAGUUUUUUGAAGAUGUUGAGAAUAUAAAAGCAGACAUGAAAAUAAUUGAAAUAUAUUACAGGAAAUUGCAAGAGGCUAAUGAAGAAAGUAAAACGGUUCAUAAUGCGAAAACAAUGAAAGAUCUUCGCGCCCGAAUGGACAAAGAUGUAGAACAAGUCCUCAAAUGUGUCAAAGUAAUCAAAGGAAAACUCGAAGCAUUGGAUCGUUCGAAUGUGGCGAAUAGAAAAAUUGCAGGGUGUGGUCCUGGUUCAUCGGCAGAUAGGACUAGAACUUCAGUGGUUAGUGGAUUAGGGAAGAAACUCAAAGAUAUGAUGGAUGAUUUUCAAGGUUUGAGAUCUAGAAUGCAAAUGGAGUAUAAGGAAACAGUUGAAAGAAGGUAUUUUACAAUAACAGGAGAGAGGGCAGAUGAUGAAACUAUAGAUAAUUUGAUAGCAAGUGGAGAGAGUGAAAAUUUUAUGCAAAGGGCAAUUCAAGAACAAGGUAGAGGCCAAAUAAUGGACACAAUAAUAGAAAUUCAAGAAAGACAUGAUGCUGUUAAAGAAAUAGAGAAGAAUCUGAUUGAGUUGCAUCAAGUAUUUUUGGAUAUGGCUGCUUUGGUAGAGUCUCAAGGGCAACAACUUAAUAACAUUGAGAGUCAUGUUGCACAUGCUAGUUCUUUUGUGAGAAGAGGGACAGAACAACUUCAAGAAGCUAAAGUGCAACAAAAGAGUUCUAGGAAGUUCACAAUGUAUGCAAUAAUUCUUAGUAUUAUUUUAGUUCUUGUGAUUCUAUUUCCUCUUUUCUCAACACUUUUUCCUCAUUUGUUUAGAUGA
Vicia faba (fava bean) is the source of this 921-nucleotide messenger RNA. NCBI's taxonomy places the organism in Eukaryota, Viridiplantae, Streptophyta, Magnoliopsida, Fabales, Fabaceae. The record is from the annotation of a GenBank genome assembly.